Messenger RNA from Drechmeria coniospora, 702 nucleotides. RefSeq lists its product as uncharacterized. Lineage: Eukaryota; Fungi; Ascomycota; Sordariomycetes; Hypocreales; Ophiocordycipitaceae. The record is from RefSeq and is a predicted model, not a curated record. The coding region runs from base 1 to 702 and encodes 233 amino acids. The transcript has a single exon.
AUGGAGCACAUGUCCCUACCUACCCAGGUAUCACUGAAAGUGGGACGGGGGGACAACCGUGAGCCCAAAGCAAAUCUUGACCGCCUAAUUCUGCCACUUGACGACUUGCCAGCCGCUGCCAUCUUUUCCAUCCUCCACCGUCGCCGUGCCCCAAACGUUCGAACGCAGCCUUCGGCAUCCACGACGAUCCCCUUCCUCCAGAGACGCAAACCAAGCCGCCGAAGAUGCCGCGCGAAGAAUACCAAGUUCCCUCCGCAGGCGCCGCCUCGGCCACAAGUGCCUCCCGCGGUGCCACUGGUCCCAGUCACCACCAGCACGACGCCGCCGCUCGGUCCGUCAUGUCGUACAUCUGCGGAGACUGCGGCGGGAGCGUCACUAUCGGCAAGGACGCCCUCGUGGCGUGCCCCCAUUGCGCAGGCAGGGUGCUCUACAAGGAGCGCACCAAGAGGUGAGCUGGCUGUCGCCCUUUUCUCUGCUUCCCCGCCUCUCCUCGUUGCCUCGUCCGCGGAACAACCAACGCAGGCCAGCCAAGGAGAUGACAAAUCGCUAACCUCGCCGAUGCAGGAUGGUCCAGUUCGAGGCGAGGUGAUGGUUGAGCAGCCGGUCGACGUGGGUUUGGGCGUGGUGAGCAUGACGAAAAUCAACCAGUCGUUUUCUUCUUUGGAGUUUGGGCAUGGGGCGCGUCAAACGCCUGUGAUGUGA